Molecule: messenger RNA, 6314 nt
Organism: Conger conger (European conger)
Lineage: Eukaryota; Metazoa; Chordata; Actinopteri; Anguilliformes; Congridae
Gene: smad10a
Product: SMAD family member 10a
Biological process (GO): regulation of transcription by RNA polymerase II; SMAD protein signal transduction; anatomical structure morphogenesis
Cellular component (GO): heteromeric SMAD protein complex
Molecular function (GO): I-SMAD binding; DNA-binding transcription factor activity, RNA polymerase II-specific; RNA polymerase II cis-regulatory region sequence-specific DNA binding
Source: RefSeq, a predicted model, not a curated record
GAGGAGAGGCUUCGGGAGAGCUGCAGGAUGCGCGAUCGGAGACAGAGAGGCUGAUAGACUGAUAUCGACUGCGAUAGAGACCGAGUCAGACGGAACCGGAGAGAGGGGGAAGGGGGACGGUAUUUCGGAAUACUUCUUCAUUAACCCCCCCAACCCCUUGAAACGAGCACCCUCCACUUACUUAUUCGUCUGCUGUCCUGUCGAUGAGAUGUCGGUGAACCCUCCCAGCAGUAACGACGCCUGCCUCAGCAUCGUGCACAGCCUGAUGUGCCACCGGCAGGGCGGGGAGAACGAGGGCUUCGCCAAGCGGGCCAUCGAGAGCCUGGUGAAGAAGCUGAAGGAGAAGAAGGACGAGCUGGACUCCCUCAUCACCGCCAUCACCACCAACGGGGCGCACCCCAGCAAGUGCGUCACCAUCCAGAGGACGCUCGACGGCCGGCUGCAGGUUGCCGGGCGGAAGGGUUUCCCUCAUGUGAUCUAUGCCCGUCUGUGGCGAUGGCCUGACCUGCACAAGAACGAGCUGAAGCACGUCAAGUUCUGCCAGUUCGCCUUCGACCUGAAAUACGACAACGUGUGUGUCAACCCCUACCACUACGAGAGGGUGGUGUCCCCUGGCAUCGUAGGCCUCAGUCUGCAGAACACAGGCCCCCAGGGCCGGCUGAUCAAAGAGGAGUUCAUCCACGACUGCAUCCAGAUGGACGGCGGCCCCCCAGGGAUGGCUCCUCAGCCUGAGCACCAGGCGCUGAAGCUGCCCCCGCCCGAACACUACGGCCAGCCCCUGCCCCCGCUGCAGCUGCCCCCGGAGCCGCCCCGCGCCCCCCCGCCCGUCACCCUCUACCCCAACAUGCCCCUCUCCCCGCCCGCCUCCAACCCCAUGAUGUCCAUGCAGGGGGGUCACGGGGAGGGGCUUCUGCAGAUCGGCCUCCCCCCAGGGCCAAGUCAUGACCCCACCCCCCCGCCCACCACCCCCACGCACGGGCCCCCCCAGCCCCCGCCCUCCCAGAACGGCUACGGCACCGCCAAGCACCCGCAGAGCCAGGGGAGCUUCCACACCACCUGGACAGGCAGCAGCACGGCCUCCUACACUCCCGUAGGACCCCAGCAGAACGGGCGGAGCCACCAGCAGCCUCCGCUGCACCACCCCUCCCACUUCUGGUCUCAGCACCACAAUUCAGCCUCCUUUCCACCGCUCGUCUCCAACCAUCCAGGGCCGGAGUUCUGGUGCUCCAUCUCGUACUUCGAGAUGGACGUGCAGGUGGGGGAGAUGUUCAAGGUCCCGGCCAGCUGUCCGGUGGUGACGGUGGAUGGGUAUGUGGAUCCGUCGGGCGGGGACCGCUUCUGCCUGGGACAGCUCAGCAACGUGCACCGCACCGACGCCAGCGAGAGGGCCAGGCUGCACAUUGGGAAGGGGGUGCAGCUGGAGUGUCGGGGGGAGGGGGACGUGUGGAUGCGGUGUCUGAGCGACCACGCCGUCUUCGUCCAGAGCUACUACCUGGACCGCGAGGCGGGGAGGGCGCCUGGGGACGCCGUGCACAAGAUCUACCCAGGGGCCUACAUCAAGGUGUUUGACCUGCGUCAGUGCCACAGGCAGAUGCAGCAGCAGGCAGCGACGGCGCAGGCAGCUGCAGCAGCGCAGGCGGCCGCCGUGGCGGGGAACAUUCCGGGGCCGGGCAGCGUGGGGGGCAUCGCCCCCGCAGUCAGUCUCUCUGCAGCAGCGGGGAUCGGUGUAGAUGACCUCCGCAGGCUGUGCAUCCUCAGGCUGAGUUUUGUGAAGGGCUGGGGGCCGGACUACCCCCGGCAGAGCAUCAAGCACACCCCCUGCUGGGUGGAGGUGCACCUGCACCGGGCCCUGCAGCUACUGGACGAGGUGCUGCACACCAUGCCGCUGGCCGACCCCGGACCCGCCAACUGAGAUACGCACUAUACACACUCACACACAUACACACUAUACACACACUAUACACUAUACACACGCACACACAUACACACUAUACACACACUAUACACAGUAUACACACUCACACACAUACACACUAUACACACACUAUACACACGCACACACAUACACACUAUACACACUCACACACACUAUAUACACACGAUACACACACACUCUAUAUACACUAUACACACUAUACACACACAUGCGCACACACUAUACACACUAUACACACACACACUAUACACUCACACACUAUAUACACUAUACACACUGUACACUCUCAUACACACUAUAUACACACACUCUAUACACACUAUACACUCACACACUAUACACACACUAUACACACUAUACACACACACACUAUACACACUAUACACUCUCUCAUACACACACACACACAGACACACCAUGCCGCUGGCUGACCCAGGACCCGCCAACUGAGAUACGGACUAUACACACACACGUUACACACACACACUCACGCUCACACACACUAUGCACACACACAAACACACCAUGCCGCUGGCUGACCCAGGACCCGCCAACUGAGAUACGCACUAUACACACACUCACACACACUAUACACUCAGACUCACACACACACACACACACACACACACAGAGACUAUACACACACACCAUGCCCCUGGCUGACCCGGGACCCGCCAACUGAGAUACAAACUGACACACACAUUCAUACAGACUUGCACAGAUACACAUUCGCACACUGAGACAUACACUCGCGUUCGUACACACACAGCCGCACACACACGGCUGUUGCCGGCACUAACACGUUGAUGGGCUCACACGGUAGCUGACGCUGGACGCGGUAACUCCACACCUGCUCUGGCUCCCAAACGCUCGACCAAGCGCCUCGAAAAGAACAGCUGGACUAACACAGACCAAAAUUCACAAUCACACACCUCCCCAAACCCCCCCCCCCCCCAAUCGGCAGCCAACGCUCUCAGCCACCCAAUCAGGACCCGCACUGAGGUAGAGGGAAGAGCCGGGAGCCCGGCGACCCAAAACCCCGAAACUCUGGUCCCGUCCCAGAGUCAGAACACACGGACCAUCUCAGAACCGCCACUAACCUCUGCGGACCGUCGCUGCUCAUCCAAGACCAGGACCCGGGUCACUGAACCAGAACCAGAACCAGAACCAGAACCAGGACUGCAACCAACUACAAAACACCAACUGCACAAGACCAAUGAACUUAAUACGGUUCGGGGUCAAUUCGAUUUCAGAUUCAGUCAGUUAAGGAAAUUGAUUGAAAUUCCAUUUCCCAGAUGGAGAAAAAAAAGAAAAAAACAUUCCAUGAGGAUUUUUUUUUUCAGUCAGUGGAAUUUCAAUUCAUAUUCCCAAUUGGACUGAAUUGGGAAGAGAAGGGACCCCCGUGUCCGUGGACUGCGGGACCUCUCUCAGAGCCUGGGAUCCACAGCCCUCACUCCCGGGACCCAGCGAAGGUCCCUGUGUGUAACGUGGCUUUGUGUUACUUCUCUGUAUGCCGUUCUAAACGCUGACCGCCAUCGAGUGGGGCUUCUGCACUGUCCUCAGCUUCACCGACCAAAACUACAACAAAAAAAAAAACUACCAAAAGAAAAAGAGCCAAAAAAAAGUUUUAAGCAGCUUUAAAAACAAAAAAAAAGGUCACGUCAAUGUUAGUGAUUAUACAGUGCAGUAUGUAACAGUUUUGUUUUCGUUUUUAUUUGCCAAAUCAAGUUUUAACUCACCAAAGCCAGUAUACCUCAGUCACAGGCAGUGUGAAUUUUCGCUGUUUCGUUCGUCGGCCGUUGACCCUAACGCACUCUCCUUGGUAGCCCAAAAUGUCUCGUCGCCAUGGUUCUGGGGGCAGCCCCCCCCCCCUGUCCCCCACCCAGCAUGGGGGCAUCCAUUGGUCAGCCGUCGAUUUACUCAGUUUACCCUUUAAAGUGAGGAUGUUUUUUAUGUUUUUUUUUCUUCGUGUUCUAGAACCCUUCUGCUUUCAAUUACCAGAAAUGAUUGUUACAUCAGCAUCAGAAUAUUCAGAUAAGAAUUAGAAUCUUCAGUUAAGAACAUUCUACUUGCAUAUUUGUGACCUCACACCUUGAUGGGGGUUAAUUAGGUUUGGUGCAGAGAUGUUUCAUGCACCUGAGAGAUGUCGUCACAGGCUGCAUCCCCUCACGUGGGGGAAAAUUGCACAACACUUGAGUAUCCCUACAGCAGGGGUUGUGAAUAUCCUGCCGGAUCGAUGUGUGUGUGUGACAGGUGAGAUCCCGCUAUGGAGCAUCAAACCGCUAUCUCCCUGCCCAAGAGACCGCACUCCGGGAGGUGUGUUAGCCUGUUCCGCUAAAGGCCACGGGCCACUUUUCAAGUCUCUCAAGUUUUUUAAGCAGUCGGAGCCCAGGCCCCCUCCUGCCCUUGCAGUAGACGCACACCAAUGUUCUGUUUGUUCAGCACUGGCCCUUCCCAAGGUCUUCUCCUCCUACACCUGUAGCCUCGUGGCUGAGGUUCAUGACUGGAACCCGGAAGGUUGGUGGUCCAAGCCCCGUUGUUGCCAGGAUAAGAUCUGCACAGCUGUCCUUGAGCAAGGCCCUUAACUCCGCAUUGCUCAGGGGGGGGGGGUUGUCUCGUUUAGUCUAAUCAACUAAGUCGCCUUGCGUAAAAGCAUCAGCUAAAUAACAAAUUAUUUAUUAUUAGACCUUCGCCUCCUUUGCUUAUCCCCACAUUAGAACCUUUAGAGUUGUCCUUUCUUGCGUCUUGUAAGGAAGAUCAUUCAAUAAAACCCCCCCCACUGUGCCCCACUGUGAACACGACACUAUGCGAAAAGUGAAAAAUAUGUGUGUACAUAUAUUUGUGUGUAUAUGUCAUUUUGUUCAUUUUGGGGUGGGUCAAUGGGACAGAAUCUCCCCCCAGAGCCAUGGCGAUAUCUCACCAGACACCAUUUCAGUUGAUAAUGUACAAUAAUUAAACGGAUCUAGCUCCGGCAUGGAUAAGUUGCGAGCCCUCGAGUGUUCAGACAGUGGUGGUUUUUAAGUGGCAAGACUUGGAAACGAAUCAUUUCCGUGUUAUACUUUUGCAGCAGGGUUGAUAUCGUACAGGCUCAGGUUUGAGGUGAUGAACAGGCCAUUGGAGUUCAAUGGAAUCAAAAAAAAAAAAAAAAGUUUUUAAAAAAGUUUACUUUUUAUCGAGUAAAACCUCCCAGAAACGCUUUCUGUAACGUUACGUGUGCCUUUAGUGUAUCGUAGAAAUUAAGACACUCAAAAACCCCUCACGCAGGAUUGUAAAACAAUCUCCUCGUCUUCCUCGUCUGUUAAUGUACAAUAGUGCACUGGAUAACAUUGUAAAGAAUGCAUCCCAUAGACCAUAUAUUUUUCUUUAUAUAUUUUUUGUUUUCUGGGGAAAACCAAAAUAUUACAUGCUGUUUUAACAGUGUGAAAGCGCAUGUUUAGCAACAGGACUAGCGUUGCUGUGGGAAUAGCCAAUCACGUUAGCAUGUUAGCGGAGAGCUCUGCGCUAAAUUGAGGCUUAAUGCCUAGUGGGCGUAUUAGGUACUACCUGUGGCCGCAGUUCCUGAACACAUUGCAGUAAAACGCAGUAACACUGUAGAACAGUUUUUAUUUUUUAAAUGCAUGGCGACACACUGAUUUGUCCAUUAUAAAUAAAAACUAUUUUGUUCAAGCUUUAUCUUUGCCUUAUAGAUAGCCAGGAUUGCCUGAGGCGACUGAUAGUAAAUGAGACAAGGUGUGCCGUAGUACUCAGUGUAUUUAGCCCUACUACGUUGCUUGUGCACCGGGUUCGUGGUGCCGAAUGAAGACUGCAUCAGGGGUAUGGUAUUAUGGGAUCAUGUGAAAACCAUGUCGCGCCCUCUACACAAGUAUCCAGUGAUGUUCUGUGUUAUAAUAUUAACUCGCUGUAUUAAUUUCAGUUGUUGAAAUAUGGCACACCACAACAGAACGACAUAAUUUUAGCAUUACGGUCCCCGACAUCUGAUUCAGCUUUAAUAACGGUAUUUCAUCCUUUCAUUCGUCAUGUAAGGCCAACCAAAUGUUAACGGUUUUUAAUCGAACAAUGUCAGUUAUGAGUAAUGAUGUAAGAGUCACAUGACUCAAGUCAAGGGGGGGUAAAAAAAAAAACAAAAAAAAAACGUGAUCGACAGCAUUCCGCCUAUCAAGCAGUUUUGUUCUAUUUUGAAAUAUAAAUAUAUAUAUGACUUUUAUCGAGUGUGAACUUUAACGUUAUUCGAUUCGGCUAUUUUAAUUGUUAUUGUUAUUUCUAUUCUUGUUGUAAUUAUCAUUAUUUGAAUUAUUGUAAUAGGAGAUGCUCCUAUGAUGUUUCUCUGUACACCAAAGUUAAUUAAAAAAAGACAACUGCUAAAAGUCAUUUUGAUAAA